Tripterygium wilfordii is the source of this 526-nucleotide messenger RNA. Its product is annotated as 60S ribosomal protein L29-1-like. Gene Ontology annotation, molecular function: structural constituent of ribosome. The record is from RefSeq and is a predicted model, not a curated record. Lineage: Eukaryota; Viridiplantae; Streptophyta; Magnoliopsida; Celastrales; Celastraceae. Gene Ontology annotation, cellular component: ribosome; cytosolic large ribosomal subunit. The transcript has 3 exons. Gene Ontology annotation, biological process: cytoplasmic translation. Bases 109 to 294 code for a protein of 61 amino acids.
UUUAUAUAUAUAAAAGAAGAAUUAGGGUUUCACAUAAUCCCUUUUAGAAGAUCAGAGCCGACCUUUCCUCUCCUCCGUUUUCCGUCAAAGCGAAACCCUAGAAGAGGAAUGGCCAAGUCGAAGAAUCACACCGCUCACAACCAGUCUUACAAGGCUCACAAGAAUGGAAUCAAGAAGCCCAAGAGGCAUCGCCACACCUCCACCAAAGGGAUGGACCCGAAGUUUCUGAGGAACCAGAGGUACGCGCGUAAGCAUAACAAGAAGAGCAAUGAGGCAACAACAGAGGAAGAAUAGUCGUAUGGAAAUGAAGCUAUUUGGAAUCUUCUUCAGGGUUUUUAAUUUUGGAUUCAAUCGUUGGUGUUUUCUGUUUUGUUAAUUUCUCGAAUCUUUAGUAGUAUAGUCCCUUGUCGUUACUGUCAUGGGUUUUCCUCAUUGACUUUCCUGAAUUGUUACUGAUGUUUUUCAAGGAUCAUGUGUCCGACUGAGUUUAUUAGAAUCAAGCUUUGCUUUUGAAUCAUUUCUGUUU